AUGGAGGAGUUUUUGAACCUCAAGCAGGGGGGGAUAUCUGUUAAAGAAUAUGCCUUGAAGUUUAACCAACUUCGAGCGAUAGGCAUCAUCAUGGUUAUGAUAAUUUCCUGGCAAAUGGUGCCUAAUCUCAGGCAAGUGGAGGUUGCUACAAGGGCGAAUAAGAUUCCUGUAGCUUCAUCUUCUGCUCCUACACCUAGCAGUGUUGCAUCUACCUCUGUUACUACUCUUGGUUCUAGUAUUGGUCAGAACAACUUGUGUUUUAUGGAGAGCAUUUCAUCGAUAGCUGCUCCUUUGACAAAGUUUACACAGAAGAAAGUUAUGUUUUUGUGGUUGCAUGUGUGUGAAGGGAGCUUUGAGAAGUUGAAGAAUAAGUUGACUUCGGAUCCAGUUUUUACUUUGCCGGUAGGCAGUGAUGGUUUCGUCCUUUAUUGUGAUAAAUCUCAGGCUAGUCUUGGUUGCAUGUUAAUGCAGCAUAGGAAGAUAUGGCAGCAUUAUUUGGAUGGGGUCCCCAUGGAUAUAUUUUCUGAUCACCUGACUUUUUCAUAUGUAUUCUUGCAAAAAGAGCUUAAUAUCAGGCAGAGGAGAUAG
Capsicum annuum is the source of this 588-nucleotide messenger RNA. RefSeq lists its product as uncharacterized. The transcript is spliced from 5 exons. Lineage: Eukaryota; Viridiplantae; Streptophyta; Magnoliopsida; Solanales; Solanaceae. Bases 1 to 588 code for a protein of 195 amino acids. The record is from RefSeq and is a predicted model, not a curated record.